Molecule: messenger RNA, 402 nt
Organism: Funneliformis mosseae
Lineage: Eukaryota; Fungi; Glomeromycota; Glomeromycetes; Glomerales; Glomeraceae
Source: the annotation of a GenBank genome assembly
AUGGCAUUGGGAUUUUGCUUUGAUGUAAUGAAAGUAACGUCAGGAAGAAUGAUGUUGACAGGUUCAAAAUCUUCAGCAACAUUAAAGGAUCGUAAUGAAGGAAUAGAAGGAUAUUGGCAAAGUCGAAGGAAAGCAUAUCAAGAAAUGGUAGAUAAACUAUAUACAGGAUAUAUGGAAAGAUUAAUCGGAGUACAACAACAACAAGCUCAAUAUUGGGAACAUUCUCAAUAUAUGUAUUCUCAACCUAGAUAUCAAAAUCAAAAUGGGGAUGUUUACGUGGAUGAUCAUAGAAAUGCCGAUGAUAGGAAUUAUGAAACUAAUUCUGAUGGUAUGAGUGAGGGAAGUUCCUUUAUGCCGGAUAUUAAAAUCACGGAGGAUACCUCUGCUACGAUUAUGGAAUAA